CACGGGAAUAUACCGACAGCUCCAAGGGCAGUUCAGCUGCGGGGCUUUCGUGCAUCUUGGCCGGAACCCGUCCGUGAAGACGACCCUGAUCAGUAUACUCAAGCAAGUAAUGCCGGAUUGGCACUGCGAAGAGUAUUUAUGGAACGGCUACAACUCUGAGGACAUGGAAGCAUGGGACGAGAAGAAGGUCAUCAAUAAACUCUGGGCAUUCUUAAAAACAAAGAGUUAUUUUGUUGUGCUCGUGGACAUGCGGAGCAUAUCGACUUGGAAGAAGAUCAGUUGUGCUUUGCCUAAUAAAGACAAGUCUUCUGAUAGGAUAUUGGUUACAACUUGUACCAAGGAUAUAGCAGAAUCAUGUUGCAUACAUCCCAGUGAUUUUGUUCAUCCGAUGGAGCGCCUUAGCGAGAAAGAUUCCAAAACAUUAUUUCAUAGUAAACUACCUGUUUCAGAACAACAUAGGCUGCUUGAAGUUUCUGAUGACAUGUUGGAAACGUGUGGUGGCGGCGUGCCAUUGGCCAUAACUAUUGCAGCUGCAUUAUUAUCUAGGAAAUCUGCAUGCUUGCCACCUGACCAAUGUCAUUCCACACCACAAUGGACGAGAAAGGUACUGGAGAUCAGCUAUGAUGAUCUACCACUUCCUUUGAAGUCUUGUUUUCUGUACUUUGGUGCUUUUCCUGGAAAUCGUACCAUCAAGAAAGAUAGUUUGAUAAGAAGAUGGGAAGCUGAAGGAUUAAUUGCUAAAAGAGAUGGAGAAAGCUUCUGGGAAACAGGGGAAAGCUACUUCAAUGAGCUUAUCAAUAGGAGACUGAUUCAACCGGCAUUUGAUGAUGAUAAUGAUGAGCCGACGGGUUGUACUGUGCAUGGUGUUGUUCUUGAUUUCAUGGAAUCCUUGUCAGCCGAAGAAAACUUCACUACUGAUGGUAGAAAGUUGAAGUGUGGACUAUUUCCUUACGAAAGGGUCCGGCGAAUCUGCCUUGACUGCGGCGAAGAAGACGAAGGUGACGCCUUGUUUUGCAGUAAAUAUUAUUGUUCUUUGGAACAAAAGAGCCGGGAGGAGGACUCAAGCAGUGAAGAAAGCUCAGUUUGUGACCAAGACAAAGCAAUUUCUUUGCACCUAUGUCAGGUGAGAUCCCUUGCAUUUUGUGGGGAUGUUGGAAGGAUCCCUGAUCUUUCAGAUCACUUCAAACUUGUACGGGUGCUAGAUCUCAGUGAUGCCAAGGGCUUGCAAAACGAACAACUGGGAAGCAUUGGACGUUUGUCUCUGCUGAGGUACUUGGCACUUGGCGGGGCCGAUGUCACAGAGCUGCCUCAACAAAUUAUGGAACUUGACCACCUGUCUACCUUAGAUUUAAGGCAGACUGAGGUAAAUGAAUUACCAGAAUUUAAGGGCACGAAGUUGGUGUGUUUGCUUGCAAAUGAUCUCACAAUACCGGGAGUGGGAGGAGGAAUGGGGGAAAUGGAAAAAUUGGAGGAACUAUCAACGGUCUGUCUGGGUGAUGAUGGCUCACUUGCUGACAAUGUGGCAGGGCUUGUUAGCAAGUUGAUGCGGCUGCGAAUGCUUGGGGUGAGAUUUAGGAUUACGUAUAAUAAUACUGUAGAAGAAGCGGAACGGCAGGGCAUCAAGCAUUUGGUGGAGGAGGUGGGGAAAUCAAACUUGCAGUUCCUUUUUCUUGAUGAAUACCCUCAUCGUCUGCUCGACUUACUUGUUGACUGCUGGAGCCAUGUAAGGCCACGUUUCCUGGGGAAAUUUGAGCUAAGAUUGGACUGGCUAUUGUGCCCCCUAAAAGUCCCACAGGAGAUCUCUUCCCUUGUUGACCUCACUCAUUUGCAUAUUGGAGAAGGUGUCCGCGCCCUCGGGGGGCUGCCAAAGUUAGUCCUCCUAAAAUUGCAUUCACUGCGGCCACAACAUGUAUAUGGCCUCACCGGUGAACCACAAAGCCCAGGCCCAGCAAGGUUGUCCGUGAGCAGCAAGGAUGGCUUUCAGCGCCUCAAGGUGUUCUGGUACGUCUGCGAGCAUGGCGCUUGGACGGGGCUGCAGUUUGAAGAAGGCUCCAUGCCGCACCUCCGAAGGCUUCUCAUUGACUUCCAGUCAUCGGAGGAUGAUACAGAUCACUUUGUGCUUGGUAUCCAGCAUUUCUCUUGUCUCGUGCAGGUCCGUGCCACCAUCUACUGUGAGCCUACUUCAACAACAGUCGUUUCUGCCGCGGAGACCCACAUCAGAGACCAAGUGUCUCAGAACCCCAACAAUCCCCUACUGGAAUUCAACAGAAAACGUCGAGGCCGUUUGGUGAGGCGUCUAGGGCCGCUCUCUAAUGUGAAGAAGCCAUCGGCGGUGAUUGAGAUCCGCAGCCUGGAUCACUGGACCAUGAUGACCGAGCAGGAGGACAAGAAACUGCUCGUGAUUGAGUUCACCGCGAGCUGGUGCAGGGCAUCCCGCAGCAUAGCUCCCUUUUUUGCUUUUCUCGCCAACAAGUUUCCAGAUGCCAUUUUUCUCAAGGUUGAUAUCGAUGAUAUGAAGUAUAUUGCCGAGGCAUACGAAGUUGAUGGUGCGCCGAUCUUCCUGUUCAUGAACAAGGGAAAGGUUAAGGACACGCUUCAUGGCGCACACAAGGAAGAGCUGUUUGAGAAGCUUCAGCUGCAAAUGGCCCUAAUAAUGGACAACUGACUGAUACGGCAUUCAUAUCCUUGGUCGCCGGCCGGCCGUAUCAUCUGGCAGUGGCGCACUGUGCCGUGAGCUGAUUUAAUCCUUUCUUGGCUUGUUUGAUUUGGAUUUCAUUCCUUACAAUGUGUGUUAGUCAGACAGUAGUGAUAAUUAAUAGUCCUAAUAAUACUGUAAGCUGUGACAUUGUUUGUGGAGUACUCUUGUUUGUGUCUGGCAUAUACAUAUAAACCAUCGUGCAUAUGUUGUA
Molecule: messenger RNA, 2909 nt
Organism: Triticum dicoccoides
Lineage: Eukaryota; Viridiplantae; Streptophyta; Magnoliopsida; Poales; Poaceae
Product: disease resistance protein Pik-2-like
Exons: 3
Coding region: 110-2665 (851 amino acids)
Biological process (GO): defense response to other organism
Molecular function (GO): ADP binding
Source: RefSeq, a predicted model, not a curated record